Cylicocyclus nassatus is the source of this 642-nucleotide messenger RNA. The record is from the annotation of a GenBank genome assembly. NCBI's taxonomy places the organism in Eukaryota, Metazoa, Nematoda, Chromadorea, Rhabditida, Strongylidae.
AGAGAUGAUGAAACUACUCAUCGCUAUUCUCUACCUUGCAAGUGCUGCCUCUACCUUAAACAUAAGCCAAGUAAUCAAUUCUACGAAUACAUAUAUGGGGCUUCCUCUUGUCAAGGCGAAUAAGUUUGCAACGAAAGCUCUCCUGAAAGUAUUCUUUUUCAUUACGGAAUUCAAAGAGAGCGACGAGAAAUUUUACAAGGAUCUCAUGGCUGUCUCAGACGAUAUCUUGAGCUAUACCAAAGUUGGGAGUGAGGAAGAGUUUUUUGCUGAACUGAUGAAGAAGUCUCCAGAUCUCGGAGCAAGGAUGAAGAACAUGUAUGAUUCUAGGAAGAAAGAACUUGCUGAGCUCAAACCCGAAGUGCAGGAGUUUGCUGAAAAUAUAACGGAAUUUAUGUCAAAAAGCAUUAUCCUUGACGAGCACAAAGCAAUGCCUGAUUCUGUUGCGCACGAGAUUGACCUAGGAAUUAUUGAAAAGUUCAGUGCCUUAUCUGAUGAUGCCAAGGAGUUUAUCAAGGAAAAGUUCCCUGUAUUUGAAACAGUUCUCGAGGAAGCAACAAAACGUCUUCAAGAACACUAGACUUUGUCAAGAAUCUUUCUUGCAGCUUUUAUGAGAAGUGAAGAUCAAUGCAUAAAGUUUGGUCA